AAUGUCGGUUAUUAUAGGAAGUUUUCCGCCAGACGAACGACGGUGAUUUAAGGAAAGCCGGAAAACUGAGUGGUAUGGAGUCUGCAGACAAAAGUCAAAGUCCCAGUCCUGCACAGAGAGAACACAGUGGACCUUCAGAGAAUGAGUCUAGUCCACCGUCGGGGAGGCCUCAGCAGGCCAGCUCAGUUGAAAGAAGCCCAAAUGAGCAGCAGUCCCCUCGGGCAAGUCCUGUGGACCGCAGGCCCUCCAGGAGCCCUGCCUCAAGCAGUUCAGACAGCAGCAGCAGCAGCAGUGAUGAGGAUGAUGAUCACUCAUCAGCACUAAGAAAGAUUCGGAGCAGUGUGGCUCAGAUCAGAAGAUCCAGAUCAGGAUCCAGAGAGAAAGACAGAUCCAGAUCCAGGGAGCAAGAUCGGUCCAGAUCGAGGGAAAUGGACAGAUCCAGAUCCAGAGAGAGAGACAGAAACCGAUCCAGAUCCAGGGAAAAGGACAGAUCUGCGUCAAGAGGGAGAGCGAGAUCAAGAUCAAGAUCAAGAUCCAGAGGGCGAGAGAGGUCCAGGUCAAGAAGACGUGACAGAUCCCGAUCCAGGGAGAGGGACAGGGACCGUUACGACAGAAGACGCUAUGCACGGAGUCGCUAUGAUGAUCGGCAUGAUGACAGGGACGGGCGUUUUGAUCGGCGAGCCAAUUGGGAGGCUGAUUCAGAUCACAGGAGGCGAGGCCGCUCUGCCUCCCCUCCGACUGACAGGGAGCCAGUUGCGGCCGACGAGCCACCGGUGAAAAAGAAAAAGGAGGAGAUCGAUCCAAUCCUGACGAGGACCGGCGGUGCUUACAUUCCCCCCGCCAAGCUGCGCAUGAUGCAGCAACAAAUCACUGACAAGAGCAGCUUGGCCUAUCAGAGGAUGAGCUGGGAAGCUCUGAAGAAGUCCAUCAAUGGUCUGAUCAACAAAGUCAACGUUUCCAACAUUGUUAACAUCAUUCAGGAACUGCUGCAGGAAAAUAUCGUCAGGGGGAGGGGACUGCUGGCUCGUUCGGUACUGCAGGCUCAGGCAGCCUCUCCUAUUUUCACUCACGUCUACGCUGCCGUCGUUGCCAUCAUCAACUCAAAGUUCCCUCAGAUUGGAGAGCUCAUCCUCAAACGCCUCAUCCUGACCUUCAGGAGAAGCUACCGCCGUAACCUCAAGCAACAGUGCCUGACCGCCUCAAAAUUUGUGGCUCAUCUCAUCAACCAGAACGUGGCCCAUGAAGUUUUGUGUUUGGAGAUGCUCACUCUGCUGCUCGAGCGUCCAACUGAUGACAGCGUGGAGGUCGCCAUUUCCUUCUUGAAGGAAUGUGGUCUCAAACUGACCGAGGUGUCCCCCCGAGGAAUCAACGCCAUAUUUGAGCGUCUCAGAAAUGUCCUCCAUGAGUCGUCCAUUGAUAAGAGGGUCCAGUACAUGAUAGAGGUGAUGUUUGCCAUCAGGAAAGAUGGUUUCAAAGAUCACCCAGUUAUCCCAGAAGGCCUGGACCUGGUGGACGAGGACGACCAGUUCACUCACAUGCUGCCACUAGACGACGAGUACAACCCUGAGGACAUCCUCAAUGUGUUUAAGAUGGAUCCUGAAUUCUUGGAGAAUGAGGAGAAAUACAAAACUAUUAAAAGAGAUAUCCUGGACGAGGGCAGCAGCGAUUCAGGGGAGGAGGGAGACGGCAGUGAUGAAGAUGAGGAAGAUGAAGACGAGAAUGAGGAGGAAGGCGAAGAUGAGAAAGUCACCAUCUUUGAUAAGACAGAAGUCAACCUGGUUGCUUUCAGAAGAACCAUCUACCUCGCUAUUCAGUCCAGCUUGGACUUUGAGGAGUGUGCGCACAAACUGAUUAAGAUGGAGUUUCCUGAUAGCCAAACGAAGGAGCUGUGCAACAUGAUCCUGGACUGCUGCGCUCAGCAGAGGACCUACGAGAAGUUUUUUGGUCUGCUGGCCGGGAGGUUCUGCCUCCUGAAGAAGGAGUACAUGGAGAGUUUUGAGGCAAUAUUUUCAGAGCAGUACGACACGAUUCACCGACUGGAGACCAACAAACUGAGGAAUGUGGCCCGACUGUUCGCACACCUGCUCUACACAGAUUCUGUGCCGUGGAGUGUGUUGGAGUGCAUCAAAAUCAGUGAGGACACCACAACGUCAUCCAGCAGGAUCUUUGUGAAGAUCCUUUUCCAGGAGCUCUGUGCCUACAUGGGCCUCCCAAAACUUAACCAGAGGCUGAAAGACCAGACUCUGCAGCCAUUCUUUGAAGGUCUUUUUCCUCGUGAUAAUCCCAGAAACACUCGCUUCGCCAUCAACUUCUUCACUUCUAUUGGAUUGGGAGGACUGACGGAUGAGCUGAGGGAACAUUUGAAGAAUGCACCGAAGAUGAUUAUGACUCAGAACCAGGAUGUUGAAUCCUCAGACUCUUCCUCAACUUCGUCUUCAUCCUCUUCGUCAUCUGAAUCCUCCUCCUCAGACUCAUCGAGCGACUCUGAUUCAGACUCGUCAGACUCCUCCAGCAGCAGCAGCUCAGACUCGGACACCAAACACAGAAAGAAGAAGAAGAAAGGACAAAGUGAAGAGAAAAAGAAAAUGCGAGAGAAGGACAAGAAGAAGAAAGCUUCUGACAAGAAGCGAGCUGGACGCAAGAGAGACAAAGAAGAGGAUGACGACAGCAGCGACGGGAAGCAGGCGAGGAGGGAAGAGAAGGGUCGUGCACGUGACCUGGAGGAGCGUGAGCGUGAGGGCGCCCGCCGGAGCAGACGAGACGACAGAUCGGAGGAGGAGGAGGAGGAGGCGGUGGGGGAGAGGGGACGAAAAACGGACAGGCAAAGAGAUGACGAAAGGGAGAGAGAGAGAGAGAGAGACAGAGGGAGGGAGAGAGAGAGGGAGCGGGCGAGGGACAGAGAGAUUGAGGAGAAGAGAGAGAGAGAGCGGGAAAGGGAGCGAGAGAAGCAGAGGGAGAGAGAAAGAGAGAGGGAUAGAGAGAAAGAGAGGAAUAAAGAGAACAGAGACAGGAACAGAGAGAGAGAUGAGAGGAGGAGGAGAUAAAACUCUUCAUCCCCAGAGCAGCAGUGAUGGACUAAUGACUUUAAAUCUGCAUCUUUCCCCUCUGUGAUCCCUCUUUACCUCAGCCUGUCACUGUGGCGUUGUGGAUCUGACCCCAUUCUCCAUUCUGUCUGUAUUUUCUAUUGAACUUUUUUUUCUUUUGUUAAUGAAAUUGGAAAAAAAAACCCAUUAAAGUUGCUUUAGAUUUUUUUAUAA
This is a messenger RNA of Archocentrus centrarchus (flier cichlid), 3257 nucleotides long. It is a transcript of the gene cwc22, whose product is annotated as CWC22 spliceosome associated protein homolog. Gene Ontology annotation, biological process: mRNA splicing, via spliceosome. Gene Ontology annotation, molecular function: protein binding; RNA binding. The record is from RefSeq and is a predicted model, not a curated record. NCBI's taxonomy places the organism in Eukaryota, Metazoa, Chordata, Actinopteri, Cichliformes, Cichlidae. Bases 75 to 3044 code for a protein of 989 amino acids. The transcript is spliced from 20 exons. Gene Ontology annotation, cellular component: catalytic step 2 spliceosome.